CUCUAGCAGUGUGAAGUUGCUCAGAGACAGCAAGGAGGGCCGUCUCAGUUGAGUGGCCUGCCUUGAAACCAGACUGGUGAGGGUCAAGAAGGUUAUUGUGGUUAAGAUAGGAGGAUAGUUGAUUAAAGAUAGCGCGCUCGAGAGUUUUGGAAACAAAGGGAAGAAGUAUAAAAGUAAUUCUUUAUUAUAAUGUUUUAAAAACUUCAAAUCAAUUUCAUAGAGAGAUCUUACAAAUGUAAUGAAAACCUUAUCACAGGAUUGGUACAAACCUGAAGACGAGUUUAAACUGUCAAACCGAAUAAAGAUUAUGUACAGUGGCUUCUGAAGGCAGGAGAGACUCAACUGAUGUUCAGCAAUGACUGAAGUUCUGCCAGUAAACGAAUCCUGUGAAAAAAACAAACUGUUGCAUGUAUUUGUGACCAAACAAACACGGACGGGAACCUGCAGCGUGCACAGCUUAUAUGCAGCGACAUUUGUGCUGCAAAGGUCAAAAGUUGUAGAUGCAGAAGCUUCGAGUUCUGAUGAGGUGAAGGAUGGAAAGUGUAACUGUCAACAACAGUGUACAGAGGGAAAAGAAGAUGAAUGAACUUUGUAAAAUGAAGCUGACGUCAGGUAAAGCUGUUUAUUUACCAACAUCAGCGGUCUGCAAACAUGAUUUUAAAAAUCUUCCUGAGAACGACGGGCAGCAGCCGGAUCUGGAGAUGUGACUUUCGAAGCCAUUGAGGGUUUCACACCUGAAGGUCUGAACCAAGCUUCAGGUCUUUGCUCCAUUGUUUUGGUUUCACAUUGUAAUUCAGAGAGCGACAGCAUCAACAGCACAAGUUUGAAUGCACCCAAUGAACGUCCUCGUCCUUCCCACUCUGGACCCAGACCAGCUCUUUUGGCCGGACUAAAUUUUGGUCCAUUGGUCCGGUCUGUGGUCAGAGGAACCUUUCACACCUGUUGAUUUGCUACAGUCUAAACUGAAAAGUCCAAAGGUUCCUCACCAAACAAGGUAGUUGUGAAAUGGCCCUAAAUGAAUUGAUCUGCUGACAAUGACCCAGAGUGCAACGCUCCUUGUCCAUGUUGGUUUGUUCAGGCGUCACAGACAAAUCAGAAGCGGAUCCUCCGCCUCGAGAGGGAAAUUAAAUUGGAUAAAUUCCCACAGUGACUUUUGACCGUAACGAACUGGGACUUGUUAGAUCUAUCGACGUGCCGUCCAUACACAACGAGUCUCAUUAAUUUCUGCACCCCCUGCAGCACACUCUUUUGAACUGUCCUGUCUUUGCAUGUCAGCAAUUUACAGUCAUGAUCCUUUUUAAUUCAUCCCACUAGCCGGAGAUAUUCAGAUCCAAGCAGGAACAACGUGGACACAAAUACAGAACAGAACAGUUUACCAGCAGUCCAACAUUUAUUUCAGAUGCAGCAUGUUUUGCAUAUUGUACGAUCGUUACAGUCGCUCUUCAUUUGCAUUGCACUGCUGCUGAGUGAAGCCACACUUGCUGUAGCAAUGAGCACACGCUCCCAGAAUAGAUUGUGUAUCAGCACAUUGCAUCACUAGCCUGUCAUCUCCUGGCACACAUCACUCACCCCCCCGAAAACAAGUGUUUUGUUUGUGUGCCGGCGCGUGUUUCAUGAUUAUGUGCGUAUUAUCACACCCAGCAGCCGUAAGUGCAGGUUAUUAAAAUGCUUAUUCACCGUGCGCUCCCGUGUAUAUUCCCCGUGUUUGCAAAUAUUAGGUUAUUCAUGCUUUGUAAUCGGUAUCUGCGUUAGUGUUUGUUUUGUUUAUCCGCCUGCAGGAGCCAAGGCGUGAAACUGCACCAUCCUGCGUCAGCCGCAUCGCCGUCGCCGAUAUCAAAGGAAUGGGAAUGUUUUUAUCUCAGGCUUCUGUAGGACACAGAGAGGGGCUGUCUGCAGAUUCUGCACCAGAGCCUGCUCUCAACAUUUCCAAUGGAAAUGUGGGCAACGCUCAAAACACUGGGUCCCACACAUUGUUUUCAGUUGAGGGAGAGAAAGCAGCUUAAAAGGAUGAAGAAGUUUGAGGAAAGAUUGAAACUAAAUCUGGGGGGAUACAGAUUUUUAUUCUGUCUGACACCUCAUAGUGAAUUUAUUCCAUUUCAUGUGAUCUCAAGCCUCUGAGUCACUGAAUCACCUUCUUUCUUGAUGUGUAGAAGAAAUCGACACCGGCUACUCUGCUGAAACGUAACCCUCUCUUAGCUGUUAGUAGCUAAACUAUCAAACAAUAUGAUGUCAAAGCAACGGAAAUCAGCUUUUUAUCGACCAAACCUUCCUACAUGAAGUGAAAGGAGUUCUUAGUGAUAAACGUACACGGAAAAGAUCGCACAUCUUUGCAGGUGCAGCUCUGCAGGAGAGUUUGGGCGUCUUUCAGCUCAUUGUUUUGGUUUUCGGGCCUGAGAUUUAAACGUGUUCGCAGACAGACAAAGUUAACGGCUGGCUGGAGAACAUAGUGAAGCAUUAAGAAAGUAAAGAGUCACUAAUUCUACCAGUUCUCCAGCUGAAGCUGCAACAGAGGAGGACGAGAGCAGAUUUGAUCAACCAGGGAAUCAUGCCACCACUGAAAAGUUCAGCUGCCUUCCAUGAACAGAGACGGAACUUGGAACGAGCACGGACUGAGGACUAUCUCAAGAGGAAGAUCAGGAGUCGACCGGAGCGAACAGAACUGAUCAGGAUGCACAUCCUGGAGGAGACGUCAGCGGAGCCGUCACUGCAGGUCAAGCAGCUGCAGCUGAAGAAAGCUCGCCUCGCCGACGAUUUGAACGUUAAGAUCUCCCAUCGGCCGGGGCCCAUGGAGCUGAUUCACAAAAACAUCCUGCCUGUUCACUCCAUCAUUAAACAGGCCAUAGAGACACAGUUUCCAAAGGCUGCAGGUGAUAACUCAUCCUGUGACGUGGACAGCAAUGACAGUUUGUCCCCAGAACAGCCAGUAGGACAGGAGUCGCCUGCGGCCGUGGGACCCCCACCCUCUCCACAAGACACUGAGAGCUGCAUCCCCUCUCCUACACAGGACCCUCCUUCAGCUCCUCGUGUACCUCUGCUCUCUGGACACCGACCCUCACUGAAGCUAACCAAUGGGGUGACAGCACCAUCUGCCCAGAGGAUGGGUGUGGCCUCUCUGAUCAGGACGAAACCAAACUCUGACCGCUCCGCCCAGAGACACAAGAAACCAAAGGACAACCAGCCAAAGAUAAAGAAGUUAAAGUACCAUCAGUACGUCCCUCCUGACCAGAAGGGAGAAAAAGAGCCUCCUCCUCUGCUGGACUCGUCUUAUGCCAAGAUCCUGCAGCAGCAGCAGCUUUUCCUGCAUCUCCAGAUCCUCAGUCAGCAGCAGCAGCACUACAACUACCAGGCCAUCCUGCCGGCUCCACCCAAACCUCAGAAAAAUUUGUCUUCCUCCUCCAACUCCAGGACCACCUCCUCCCCACCGUCGCCUCUCGCUGCCCCCCCCUCUGUCCAGGGCCGUCACAGCUCAGCUCCUUUAGAUGGGACACAAGCAGGGUCUCUACCUCUAAACCUGGAUGAGAUGAAGGUCGUGGAGCUGAAGUGCCAGCUGAAGCUGCGUAGCUUGCCCGUCUCCGGCACCAAAACAGGCCUCAUCGAGAGGCUGAAGGCCUACCAGGAGCUGAACGGAGGCAGUGGCACUACCUCCGCUCCAACAGCAGGGGGUAACACAGGGCCGGGGGCGGAAGGAGCAGGAAGAUCCUCCCAUCCUGCUGCAGCCGUCGCCGACAGCGCAUCACAGCGGCAACAGAUCCAGUGCUGCCGGGCAUCCUCCCUGACGAGUCAGCUAGCCGCUCCUCAGCAGCUUGUGACCUCCAGUGGUGCGGUGUCACCACCCCCCCCCGUCUCCAUCACCCUCUCUGACCACCCGCCGGCCAACAGCAGUCCAGUGGAGUCCAGCGGCAACAGUGAUGCUUUGGAGGAAAUGAUGAGGUCACCUCUCUCCCAGUCGGGUCUUCAGCCACGUUCAGCUCCUCGGCUUUCAACGAAUAUUAAACAAGAGUUCCCAUGUUCCGCCCCAGCUCCGUGUCAGUUCUCUCUAAAGCCAGCGUCUCUGCAGAAACACCGCCCGCUCCCGUCAGCUGUCCCCACAGCUCCAGUACGGACUCUGGACAAAGACAAGAUGCUGAAGGAGAAAGACCAGCAGAUAGAGGAGUUGACCAGGAUGCUGAGGCAGAAGCAGAGGCUGGUGGAGGUGCUGAGGAUGCAGCUGCAGCAUGGGAACCGAGGAGCGCAGGUUUCUGAGCCUGUGGUUCUUGUAAGAGUAAAACAAGAACCUCCUGAUAAGCCUGCUGUCACCCUCACGUCUGUCCAUCCUCCAUUCCCCCCUCCCACAUCAUCUGUUUCAUGUGACACUAAAGUCACAGUCAAACAGGAAGCCCCUGAGACGGAGGAAGUGCAAUCCCUAGACUCCCGUGGAUCUUACUUGCAAACUCAGGAAGCACAGGAGCAAGUUCAGCUGCACAUCGAGCCACAGAACAAACAGCAGCAUCAUGACUGUCUGCAGCAGAACGCUCUGCAGCUGGCCCAGCGGCACGUCGUACACAAACUCCUGCUGCAGCAGCAAAACAUCCACAACUGUAACCAGGCGCUGGAGAAUCAGCAGAAACUUUCUCUGCAGAAAAAGAAGAAAUCUCACAAACAGCAGCAGAAGCAACAGAUUCUAAUGAAACAACAACUGAAGCCGCUGUUUCAGCAGCAGCCGACUAAACAGCCACAGCAAAUCCAGAUACACACCAAGAUACAUUUGAAGCAACAACAGGUGCUAAUACAGAAGAAACAACAGGUGCAGCAGCAGGCCCCACAGGUGUCUCAGGAGUACGUGAAGGAGCAGUCAGGAUCGGUCCCCUCUCUCCCGACCUGGUCAGACUCCACCGCGGCCCUGGUCACAGACGGGGAAGGAAACCACUUCUUGAUCGCACUGAGCAAUCGCAUCACUGACGCACCCGAGGGAAAAGCGACCAAUCACAUCACUCUCCAGCAGGUAGAGAACAGGGGACCCCAGGUGUCAGGGGACCGACCACAGCAGGGAGCCGCUCAGUGUGUGUCCGCCCCCCCCAGUCUGCAGCCCCUCCUCCAGAACCAGGAGGCCGCUCCCUCGGGGGAAAACAUCCCAUCACCUCCCUCUCACACUCUCGGCUCCAGUCUGGAUGUUUUAUUUAGUCGUCUGUCUCCAGCUUCUGUUCAGACGGCCGCCUCCUCGCCGGAUAACAAACCUACAGAGCAUGAAGAUGAUUUUAUCGACAUCAUUUUGCAGACAGGAGAAAAGUCGACCCCCUUCAACACAGCAUCAGACUCGUCCCUGGACCGUCUCAAUCCAAACUCCCCUGCCUCCUCCCCUGCCUCCUCCCCAUUCCAGCUGAUGCUAUCUCCUCCCGUCGCACCCAGCUGCGACACCCCCCCGCCCUCCGUCUCAGAGCGCUCCGAGCUUCAGACUCUGGUCGACGCCACAGGAGAGGAACAGCACUUCAACACUGGGAGCGGACGCCUGGAGGACUUCCUGGAGAGCACCACGGGCAAGCCUCUCCUGGGGGUGGAGCCCGGAGGCCUGCUGACGCUGAUCGACGACCUCCACAGCCACAUGCUGUGCACCCCCAGCAUCCUGGACCACCCCCCGUCUCCCAUGGACACCUUCAACAUGGCACCAGAGGAGGAGCGUGGCCUGGACAGUAUGGAUUGGUUGGACCUCACAAUGGGAGUAGAGACAGGGGAGGAAAGCACCACGCUCGCCCCGCUCGGCCCUCACACUCCCGCUAGUAUCUUCUCCACAGACUUCCUGGACAGUUGUGACCUGCAGAUACACUGGGACUCCUGCCUGUAGGAUGUAUGUGCAGCGGUUAGUACACAUACACCAACAUGGAACUGAUUGCUGAGGCUUCAGUUUUUGAUGAGAGCACUUUUCUCUGCAUCUUCACACACGUUUGCUUUAUUGAAUCCUCAAGCACUUUGACCUUUAUUGUACUUACACACUGCAGUAUUGACUGCAUACACGUAUUAGGCAGGUCCUACAUAUGUACUCACUUACAUAGUAUAUCUACUCAGAUAUAUAUCUGGACCCAAUCUGUGCUGAGGCUCUUUGAACUGGGUCAUGUACCUGUUGCCUGCAGACAGACGAAUCUACCUGAGGACGCAGACGCCAUGUUGAUGUGGAAAGGUCAAUCGGUUUAUUUGACCUUUGUCUAAUUAGAAUGCGAGCUCUUCCUUAGCGGCCUUUCGUAGUAAACAUAAUCCAUAUUUGACCACUGCAGGAAAAAGAUAUAGGUAAUCGAUGAGAUUGGGUCAAAGACGGAUUUCCCAGCAACACGACUGUGUAAAUAGGUUGUUUGUAGACGAGCUGUCCUCCAUAAUUUAAAAAUAUUAAAAAACAUAUGAACAGUGGGAGAAAUUAAGCUAAUUAAUUGAUUUGACGUCAUUCUGGAGGACAAAAGACAUGAAGUAUUUAAAGAUGUGAUCUAAUCAGAGUCGGUUCUUGUUUCAUUCACAACACAACUUCCUCCAAACAACUCUUAUGCAAAAGGUUUUAUGCAACUGUCACCAGUGAAGCAAGUUACUGCAUCAGGUACUGAGGUGAGAGAUGGUGACUCCUGCAGAUGAGCGCAACAAAAUAAACUUGAUUUAUCUUAUUUAAGUUUAUUUCCAGGAUUACAGAGAGAACAUUACAUUGAUAUUUAAAAUAUUGGGGUGUUUUUCGAGUAUUUGUCAGAGAAUGACCCUUUAAUGUCACGUGAAGCCAAAUGUCUUAAUUUCUUAAUUGAUGUAAUUCUAUGAACAUUAUAAACACGUACACACAUUUUGUAUUUAUAUAUGUUAUGUAUGAAUGUCUUUGCUAUGACGACCUCUGAAUGUAAACAUGUGGGACUAAGGUUUGUGCACCUGGUGUAGACUCUACAUCUAUAUUCACAAUACUGCGUGUUACUGCUUUAGAAACAGCCUCACUGUCGUUUCUCUCCCGUUCUGUUUGCUCUUAAUGAACAAACAGUAUCAUAUGAAAGAGAAGGGACUGUAUACAGUUGGAUAAAAUGCCUUCAUGUUAAGGCAUUUGUCAUAUUUUUUGUUUUAAUGGUGAUAACUGGCUGUCCUGUACUGUAUCAGUACUGUGGCCACUGAGGUUUUUAUUUCCCUCUGAGAUUUUACACUGAUGUUUAGGCACUAAAGAUUUAUUAUAAGACACGUUUGUUUGUAUAGUUUUAUAAAAUCUAUACACCAGAGUGUAACACUCUGUGUAUAGGUUGGUGUGAACUGUGACUACUAUUUUCAGCCAGAGAAAACGUGCUUUUAGCCUCUUGAACAUGAUAUGUCAAAUGUGCCUUUAGAGAAUUUCCUCAGUUGUCACUUGGACUCAAAGAGGAAAUGAUUAGAUUUCAUUGGGCAAAGGUCAAAGGUCAUAUACAGUUAGUCUAAAUAUGGCAAAUGAAACUACUGGUUGUUGGAGGGGAGGCAUACAACCUCAGGGCAGUAAUUAUAUCAUCAUAUGAUUAGACACUGGUUGUUACUGGUUUUGUGAACAUGUGUAAAUGGCUGUUUUACAGAUCUACUGAUUGAAAUGAUAAUGAGACUCUGACGUCUUGGAACUGGCGAUAAAGCGGGAAAACUUUUGAUUUAUAAAAUAAAACUGAAUAAUGUCU
Molecule: messenger RNA, 7622 nt
Organism: Hippoglossus stenolepis (Pacific halibut)
Lineage: Eukaryota; Metazoa; Chordata; Actinopteri; Pleuronectiformes; Pleuronectidae
Product: myocardin-related transcription factor A
Exons: 18
Coding region: 2546-5818 (1090 amino acids)
Biological process (GO): smooth muscle cell differentiation
Source: RefSeq, a predicted model, not a curated record